Lactuca saligna is the source of this 1410-nucleotide messenger RNA. Lineage: Eukaryota; Viridiplantae; Streptophyta; Magnoliopsida; Asterales; Asteraceae. The record is from the annotation of a GenBank genome assembly.
AUGGCUUCUAGCAAAACCCUUACGCACGUGUUUCUGAUAUCGUUCCCAGCACAAGGCCAUGUCAAUCCACUCCUAAGACUCGGCAAGAUCUUAGCUUCAAAGGGUAACCUUCUCGUCACCUUCUCUACCACCAAUUCCGCCGGAAGGAAAAUGAAGAAAGCCGGUGCUGCUGUCUCCGGUGAUCCCACUCCAGUAGGCAACUGUGGGGGCAUGAUCCGCUUUGAGUUCUUUAAUGAUGGAUAUUCAGAUGACAGCGAUAAGGAAAUUCAUGACUAUGAGGCUUACUUUUCUAUGCUUGAGACUUAUGGCAAGAAAUCACUCAUUACGAUUCUCAAUCGCCUAAAAGAUCAAGACAGCCGACCGGUUUCUUGCGUCAUCAACAACCCUUUUGUGCCUUGGGUUUCUGACUUAGCAGAAGAGCUUAACAUACCUUCUGCUUUGCUUUGGGUACAGUCUUGUGCUUGCUUUUCAUCGUGUUAUCAUUACGCGAAUUCAUCUGUUCCUUUCCCAAAUGGAGAACAACCAGACAUCGACGUCCAUUUGCCUAACAUGCCAGUCUUGAAGUCUGAUGAGAUUCCGACAUUUUUACACCCUUCAACGCAAUAUCCAUCCGUUGGAAAAAUUAUUGUACAGCAAUUCAAGAACUUGUCAAAGACGACUUGUGUAUUAAUUGAAACAUAUGAAGAACUUGAGGAUGAACUGAUCAAUUACGUGUCUGAUCAAGUAUGCCCAAUCCUACCAGUGGGUCCGUUGUUCAAAAGUCCGUUACUCGAGGUAGAAACAGCCGCGAAUAUCACCGGCGACAUGAUAAAAGCCGACGACUGUAUGGGAUGGCUCGACUCAAAAGGCACUUCAUCUGUAGUUUACAUAGCGUUUGGAAGUCAUGUCAUCUUGAACCAGGAACAGUUCACUGAGAUGGCUUCCGGUGUUCUAAAUUCUGGUAUGUCGUUCUUGUGGGUCAUGAGGAGCAGGUUGCCGGAGGAGUUCUUGGAGGCGGCAUGUGGGAGGGGAAUGGUUGUCGACUGGAGUCCACAACCUCAGGUUUUGUCCCACAAGGCUGUGUCUUGUUUUGUGACUCACUGUGGGUGGAACUCAACAUUGGAAGCGUUGUCAACCGGUGUUCCAGUGGUGGCGUUCCCGCAGUAUGGGGAUCAGGUGACGAAUGCUAAGUACUUGGUUGAUGAAUGGAAGAUUGGGAUUAGGAUGUGUAGGGGGGGUGAGGCCGAGAAGAAGGUGGUUGGGAGGAAGGAGGUCGAGGAGUGCUUAAGGGAAGCUACUUGUUGUGUGAAGGCUGCAAAGAUGAAGGAUAAUGCGUUGAAGUGGAAGAAAGCGUCGGAGGCAGCGGUGGCGGAAGGUGGAAUAUCUAACCGGAAUCUUCAAAAGUUUGUAGAUGAAAUUAGGGGGUUAUAA